Messenger RNA from Podarcis lilfordi (Lilford's wall lizard), 20782 nucleotides. The record is from the annotation of a GenBank genome assembly. Lineage: Eukaryota; Metazoa; Chordata; Lepidosauria; Squamata; Lacertidae.
AUGCCCCUUCGUGGCUCCUGUUCCUCCCUAGCAGGGAUGGCGCUCCACCGGACCCAGAAGCUGAACCUCUUGCGGCUGUUGGUGCUUCUCACUGUGGUGCUGGCGGCCAUCAAGUAUUUCUUCAGGGACAGGUGAGUAUCUUUCGGACAGGCAUUGCUGUCUUGCAAGGUGGGAGUGGUGAGCCUGCGGCCCUCCCUAGAUGUUGCCGGACCCCAAACUUCCAUCAUCUCUGACCAUUGGGCCUGCUGGCUACUGGGAGCUGGAGUCAGCCAACAUACCAGGGAUGGCCAAAGGGUCCCCCAUACCUGUUAGUCUUCCAGGGUCCCAUAAAUGGGGCUGGCUCAAAGCUCUUUUGCAGCCAUGGGUGGAAAUCAAUGUUUGCCUAUUGCUCUGGGGCUGUUUCAAGAUUGUGGGGUACAGCUGCCUUCCCCAACCCAGUCCCCUCCGGAUGCUCUGGACUAUAAUUCCCAUUGGCCAGCACAGUUGCAGGAUUUCUUUACUUGUUUAAAUACUUAUAUGGUGCCAGGGCUUUGUUUAUUUUAAAAUAUUUAUAGGCUACACUUUUCCUAAGAAUACAGAGAGGUGGUAUAUAACAUAUGAGAUUACAGUAACUUUGAUUAAGACAAGAAUUAAAGCAUCAGAGAGAGCAUAAUUAAAAACUCCCAUAAAAGAUGUAGUUCAAAAUGGCCGUGCUGGCUGGGACCCAUGGGAGUUGUAGUCCAAAAUGGCUGUUUGUCAGGAGCAGGUCAGCAAUAAAACACCCAGUGCCAGAAAAGUUAACUCUUUGUUUGAAGAAACCAAAACAGCUCAGGCCUAGUGAUCCCAGCAACUCUUCCCAGUAGGUCUUGCCCUAGUGAGGCUGUUGCAAGGACUGAAGGUCCCUGCUUUCCCACUGCUCUCUAAGACUCCUUCCCCGAGUCCUUUCCAAGCAACCUGGUGGAAGGGGACCUGGCCACAGCAGGAGAGGGAGACCCCAUGGCUUCUUCAGCAGCCUAUCUCAUCUCUGGCUCCAGCUUCCUCUCCUGCCGCUGAGUCUGGACUACCCUCUUCCCCAGCCUCUCCCUGCUCCCUAAACCCUGUUGCCUCUUCAGCUUCCGGCACCUCCUCCUCCCAGUCUGCCCCCUCUUCUCCCUCGAACCACUUAUCAUCGCCAUCCCACUACCAAUCCCCUAGCUCUGAACCUUCUUCCCCUGGGGGUUCCCCCAGAUGGUGCCUCCCACCACUUCUCUGCACCUUGCCAGUCCAUGACACCAUGCUGGUUGGGGCUGAUGGGAGUUGUAGUCCAAAACAUGUGGAGGUCCCGAGGUUGGGGAAGGGCCUGCUCUUGACAUUAUGGGGAGGAGGAAACUCAGUUCCACAUUUGCCAGCAGCUGCACCUUAACCAUGUUGGCGGUCUUCUACUCUCUUCCACACACACAGCUUCUCCCUGAAUCAAUACAAGGGAUCCAGCCAGGAGAGCAGCUUUUGGGGCAAGGCCGGCGACCUCAAACACUCUGCAGAGCCUCAGGGUCAGUCCUUAGGUAUCCCAGAUGUCAAGGUUGUGGCAGCCGCCGCCCCUGCCAGGCAGGACGCCAAGAAAAAGGCCCUCCAGGAUUUCAGCUUGAUGCAGUUGCGGCUGGUCCAUCUGGACCUCAAGGGAGCAGCUCCAAAAGUAUCCUACCUGGAGCAGGUGAGGAGGCCCACCUUGAGCAGAGCUUGUACACCAGGUGAAUCCUGGUGCUGGAGAAAUUAUUAUAGAGAGUGAAAACUGAAAUGUGUGUAAAGAGGUCUGAGCAAGUGAUGGUUGGAAUGUGAAGGUUGUGUUUGCAAGAGAACCAUGAGAGAAGGGCAGGUUGACAGGUACAGGAAGUAUUGCUCUAACUAGUAGAAGGAAGUAUUAUGAUAUAGGGACACAAUUGCCCUUUUGUUUCCCUUUCCUUCUAAGUGCUUGUGUUGUUUUCAUAUCUAGUUCGCCACUCUGCACUAUUUGCUGUUUGUGUUGUACCAGCUUUGCAACACCUAAAUAAAUGUCCUGUUUUGCUGACAUCUGGAGUCUGGGUUUGACUGGCCAUCCAGGUGGAACCCAGAGGGUAUUGUACUCCAAUAUUUCCCCAACACUGGAAGAGGGGAGGGGAAGGGAGAGAGGGGGAUAAAGUUGCCAAAUAUUUUACUAACCCCUGUCACUGUGCUUGAUGCCACAGCUUGAGCAGCAGGCAUUAACGGGUGAUGAGGUUUCCUCCAGUGCUUGAACAUAAACGGCUUCCUCUGGAAGGCUUUUAAGUGAACUCCCCCCUACCUUCUUUCCAGAGAAAGCAAUUUAAAUACAAACCACUUUCUCUGCAGAGGGGAGAGUGCUGAAGGUGUGGUCCCACUAUGAACCACCUGUUUGGUGCUGAAAAGACGUCUUCACAGGAGGUUGCUGUAAUUUACUGGCCAGAAGUUAUACCAACUAUGUUUGAACUUAGACAGGUGUCAGUCAUCUGACAUCAUUAUCAUCUCUGGCAAUUGACAUGGGAGUGGUCCCUCCCACCUGUCAAAUGUGGUCUGCAGGGAGAUUAGGAACUGGCCCAUGGCCUGAUCCAGUUAGCACCUGUCAAAACUAGAACCUGGGAGACCAGAGUUCAAAUCCCCACUCAGUCAUGAAGUUCACUGGAUGACCUUGGGCCAGUCACUGCCUCUCAACCUAACCUACCUCAUUGGAGGUGUGUGUGUGUGUUUCACCAUUAUUUUAUUUUGUAUACAUUGUCCUUAACAGAACUGUGCACUUUAGCUGCGUUAUCUCACAUGGAAAGAUUUUUAACCAGGCAUUUAUAAAUCUUCUAAUCAAACAAAUAAACCAGUGAGUGACAGCCAUGCUGGCUGGAGCUGCUGAAAGUCACGCUGGCUGUGGCUGAUGGAACUUUUAGCUCAAAACAUUUGGAGGGCACCAAGUUGGGGAAAACCGCCUUGGAUGGUUGCACUACUGAGCUUAGCAAUGGUUCCCACGAACCAGGAUUGGGCAGUUUGACUACAACUCCCAUAAUCCCUGAGCACUAGCCUUGCUGGUUGAUGGGAGUGGCAGCCCAAUAAGAUCUGGAGGUCCACAGUUUCCCUGCUUCUGAUUUAAGAGAGACCUAUUAGUGGAUUGAAGCCCAGAUGGGACAUCCUUUGUUUCUCUCCUUCUGCCUCCUCUCUGGAGCCAAUUCUAAGAACAGAAGAAGAGCCUUGGAACUGGAUCAGGCCAAAGGGGACCUAUCUAACCCCACAUCCUGUUCUCACAGGGGUCAACCAGAUGCCCUCAAGGGAAGCCCACAAAGCAGGAUCUGAGAGUAAUAGUGUUCCCCCAUUCAUGUUCACCACUUUAGGGUUCCAUUAGGAAUCAUAAGAAACUAAGAAAAGCCCUGAGUCUGCAUCAGUCCCAAAGGGGGGGGGCAUCUAAUCCUGUUCUCGCAGUGCCUGGCCAGAUGCCCCAAAGGGAAGAAGCCCAGAUGAGUCAAACAGCUCUCUCAUUCCAAGGCACAAUUCCUCCAACAGUGGAGGAGAGAAUAUAUUCAUCAGGGUUAGUAGCCAAUGAUCGCCUUCUCCACAAAUUUGUGCAGGUUCCUUUUAAUGCCAUUUGAGGUGGUGGCCCUCAGUGCCAAUUCUGCCAGUUAAGAGUGUGCUUUGCCACAUUGCAGUUGUACCCGUGUGGCAGCUAGAUGGUACAUCUCACAUGUUCUUCCCUUCAGAUCUUCCCGCUUUUCUCCAAGCUGGGUGCCAACGGCAUCCUGAUCGAAUACGAAGACAUGUUUCCUUUCAAGGGAGACCUCGAGAUCCUCAAGUCUCCGUACGCUUACAGGUAAGAGGUCUGCCUCAGUCGCUACUGGCCUGCUGUGUGUGUUUGAUUGGUGCCAUACAGUUUUGAGGGCAUCCAGGCCAAGACCUGACCCUGUGCACCAGAGAGGUGGCGCUCCUUGGAUUGGGGUCUCUAUCCCAUUUCAUUGCCUCAUGGCAGGACCGGCUCUGUGUGGUUUGACUUAUUGGAAGCGGCCUCCCUUUCUGCUCCUACCCGCCAGCUCAACAAGGUCUCUGGGAUGCUGGCAGCUUGUGGCUGACUGGUGCUCUUGUCUCCUGACAGCGAAGAAGACAUUGAGAAAAUCCAGGAGUUGGCAGCGCUCAACAAACUGGAGCUGAUCCCUUUAGUGCAGACCUUUGGCCACGUAGAGGUAGGAGAACCCCCUUCUUCAUUCCAGCAUUGCUGGUCUUUGGUUGCCUUUCUGGUAGAUCUAUGACCUGGUCUCUCCCCUUCCCCCACCCUGCCUUUGGUGUCCAUGCAUACCGUGCUGGCCGAGGCUAAUGGAAGCUGUAGUCCAAAAACAGGGCUGUACUAGCUGGGAAUCAUGGGAGUUGUAGUUGAAAGCAUGCCUAUCCUGGCUAGGGCUGAUGGAAGCUGUAGUCCAGGGUUUCCCAAACUUGGGUCUCUAGCAGUUUUCGGACUACAAUUCCCAUCAUCCCUGACCACUAGGGAUGAUGGGAGUUGUAGUCCAACAACAGUUUGGGAAACCCUGAGCUAGGAGAAGGCAGACUAUUGACAGCUGCCUUUCACCUGUGUGUUUUGUAACCUUAAUGGCUGUGUUGUUUUAAAAUUGUACUCCCCCCACCCCAUAUUUUCUGCUGCUGCUGCUGCCUCCCGUCCCCUCCAAUAGAAUCUUGACCAAUCUUGCUCAGGGGGGGCUAGUCUUUCCUUGGAUUGCCUUCAAGGGAGAAGGGUGUAACUGUUCAGAGUGAUGCAGCCUUCAUAUCUGGUUAGGCCAGUUCUUGUCCAGGGAGCUGGACUCCAGUUGUGCAGCUCAGCAAACAAUGACUAUUUGUUCUGAUUUGUUAAAGGUGCAGAAACUGGUUCUCUUGACCUGGGCGAGCCAGCAGGGUGGGGUGGAUUCUGCACGGAGCAGAAUCUUUAAGAGCAGUCGGAUAGACAAAUUAAAGAUGUGAAGGAGCGUUUUCUUUUUGCAUGGAGAGAAAAUUAUGGAGGCAGCUAGGACUGCUGAAUCUCUGAGUAUCAGGUUGUUUUUGCAGGGAUGCACAGAAUUGCAAAGAAGGAAGGGAUCCCAAGUGUCAUCUAGUCCAACCUUCUGCAAUGGAAGAAUCACAGCUAAAUUGGCUGCAGGAAAGGCCAUAGGAAAGUGGGAGAACAGCUGCCCAGCAUGCAGAAGGUCCCAGGUUCAAACCCCAGCAAGUCUGUGUGGGGCUGGGAAUGUCCUCUGCCUGAAACUCUGGAGGGUCACUGCCAGAUGGUGUAGGCAAUUCUGAGUCCGAUGGACCUAGAUCAGACUUGUACUGCUUGCCAAUCUGUGUUACAGUUGCCCCCAGGAGAGGAGCUGCAAGACGUUUUCUUAACACAGAAACUGCAGUUAGUAUUUUCUACAGUGGUACCUUGGGUUACAUAUGCUUCAGGUUACAUAUGCUUCAGGUUACAGACUCCGCUAACCCAGAAAUAUUACCUCAGGUUAAGAACUUUGCUUCACGAUGAGAACAGAAAUCAUUCUCCGGCAGCGCGGCAGCAGCAGGAGGCCCCAUUAGCUAAAGUGGUGCUUCAGGUUAAGAACAGUUUCAGGUUAAGAACGGACCUCCGGAACGAAUUAAGUACUUAACCUGAGGUACCACUGUAUUUGCUGGACUGCCAUGAAGGACUUCCUGUUAGUAUAUUUUUGGGAGCAGGCGAGUUAAAUGGUUCAGUGUGGACUAGUCACUUGCGAAGAUGCAAUAGAUGGUCUAUGCCAGUGGUUCUGAAAAGGGGUGGUUGGAUUACUUAGGGAGGGCACUAAGAGGCAUGGGGCAGCGGGGGGGGGGGGUUUGUAGGCCUCUCUAAGUGCAUUGAUCUCUUAUUUACAAUUGCCCAGGCUAGAACCUAGAGCAAAACAACUUCCCUGCUUGGUAUUUAAAGUUUUAUUGCUCUUAUCGCUUUCAAAGUGUUUACUAUUCUGAGUUGUCACAAGUCACAGGACAGCCAAGUAUUGGGAAUAGCUAUUGAUUUUCUUAUAAAUUAGUUACCAUACAUAUCUAUGGUAGGUGAACGUUUGUGCGUGUUUAAUAAGUAGUUAUAUAUUAACAUUUUAUGCUAUGUAUUUCCUUACGUUUUCGUUAGGAAGAAGACAUAAAAUUUUUUUGUGUGCAAUGUCUGGUAUCACUGGAUCGAGCUGAUCAGUUUUUUUGAAUUAAACAAAGUAGCUUUAAUUGGAUUUUGAACCAAUGUGCAAUUAAUUGCUACUGUUUUGAAUUUUAUCUUAUUUGAUUUUAUUAUUGCUUUUGAUGCUGUACCCUGCCCUGGGACAUUAGGGUAAAGGGUGGGUACCGUAAUUACGGUAAUUUAACAACAACAAUGUAUGAAUGAAUGAAUGAAUGAAUGAAUGUGCCAUUUUCCUUAGUGGGUCAUGCAAUCCAUUAGUCAGAAUAAUGCUUUUUAUAGGGUAGGGGGCACUGAGGAUGUGUUUACAGAACCAUGGGGGCUGUGGCCCAAAAAAGUUUGGGCACCCCGAUCUGUGCUGUCCCCCUAGGCCUUCCCCUUUCCCCAUUCAUGCCCCAGCUUCCUCUCCUCCUUUCUCCUGCAGUUCAUCCUGAAGCAUGACAAAUACCGGCACCUCCGGGAGGUGGAGCGCUUCCCCAACAGCUUCAACCCCCACGUCCAGGAAACAAUGACCGUCGUGAAGUCUGUGCUGACCCAAGUCCUGAGCAAGCACCCACAGGCCAACUGGGUGCAUAUUGGGGCAGAUGAGGUAAAGGAGCUGGAUGAAGUGGGGGGGGGGAGGUUAGAUAAGGCGAACAAGGUCUGUUCCUCAAUGGUAGAACCCCAUCCUGCAUGAUAAGUACUUAGCUAACUGAAGUCAUUCACAAAACAGUUGUUGAUAGCACAGUCAUCCUGGCAUUGGCACCAGAGUCCUUGAGCUCUGCUCAAGCCUCUCUCUUGCCUUUGAACAAAAGGUAGAAUUCAUAUCUGUUGCUUCGCCUGUUUUGACUCUGGCCCUGCCCUCCACUGGCAUGUGGCCCUCAGAUGGCUAUCCAGAAAGGACUCCACGUGGGUUCAAAUAUGGCCCCCCGACCACUGCUUUAGGAGCAGAGAAUGUUGGUGUUCUUCCUGGUGGCACCAGGCUGGAACAGACUACCUGGGCAGGUGGAGGUCUCUCCUUCAUUGGAGGUUUUUAAACAGAGCUUAGAUGGACAUCUGUCAGGGAUUCUUUAGCAGCAAUUCCAGAACAGCAGGGGGUUGGACUAGAUGACCCCUGGGAUCCCUUCCGACUCUUAUGAUUCUAGGAUUGUUCCCAGCAAAUGCCCCCCUUCCUUGCCAGCAUGCCAGGCAGGCUCUUGACUUGUGAGCCUGCCAGGUUCCUCCUGGUACCAGCCUUGGCCCUGACGUUCGUACCUGGCUCCUCCUGCACUUUCCGUUACCACCUGCCCUCUUUUCUCCUUCUGUCCCUCCAGGUCUUCCAUCUAGGGGAAGGGAUGGACUCUAAGAACUGGAUGAGUCGCAACGCCGGCAACAUGGGCAAGAUGUACCUGAACCAUAUCCGGGAGGUGGUCAGCUUCAUCACUGGCCAGUGGGGUCUGCAUACCCUCCUCUGGGAUGAUAUGCUGCGGAAAGUUGACAUGGCAGCCAUUCAAGGUCCAUGAUGCUUUCAGAGUCUUGUCUGGUUACUCCAGACUUUGCCACCCUGGGUUUCUUUGGGAACAGGAGCAGGAUUUUAUUUUAUUUUAGUUCUAAAGACUUUAUUGCGUAACAGCGCAGCAAAGAACCAAGUGGUGACUUGCUAUUAUAGACCCAUAAUGGAUGCUUAGAUAUUACCUUGGAACAGAAAAAUCUUCUAUUUAAAACCUACAACUGGAUACACAAAAUUGUUUUUUUUGUGAUGGUGGUUGUGUCUCUAGCAGCGAUCAGCUGAGUUGCCUUUAUUUCAUUUGUUUAUUAUCCCAGUUCUAAGUUGUUAAUAAAACUUGGCUUAUUAAACCGUGGCUUAACACCACAUAUGAAUCCUACCCAGCAGCAUAACUAUGGUUUGUUUACUGCCAAUAAACCUUAGUUUCUUGAUGGACACAAACCUUGGUUUGUUUGAACUGUGGUUUGGCAUUAUGUGUGAACCAUCUAGGCCUUUCUGGACUACAGCUCCCAUCAGCCCCAGCCAGCAUGACUGCUGGUCAAGGAUUAUGGGAGUUUUGAGUCCUUCAACAUUCCUGCAGUAGAUGUCUGGGCACAAGGGACUAGGCUUAGGAAAUUAGGGCUAUGGGUCUGAGGACAGCAGUGAAGAGCAGCAGGAUAGAGGGGAGAGAAGGGAUUCGGGAAGAGAGAUUGGGCAGAGAGGAGAUGUACAUGUGUCCUGGGGCCACAAAGCCGUGGAAGAAGGAAGUUCAUAAGCUGGUGUGAAAGAGCCAGCCAAAUCUUUGGCUGCAAGGCUCUAGUCCUUAAUGUCUUGUUGCUGAGGUUGUUGAAUCUAGGGUGGGAGCAGCAGCACCUCCUCUCCACCUUCUCAUUUUGUUUGUCGAUUUAAAUCUUUUCAGACUCUGGCAUUGCCAAACACGCUUCUCCUGUAUUGUGGUUUUACGCCCCGGACUUUGAUACGCAGCAAAUAGGUUUGUGGGGGUUAUUUGUUCAUUUUUAUUAAAUAAUGUAUAUCUUGCCUUUCUAUUAAAAAAAACCGUUUUCAUGGCAGCUUACAAAUGGAACAUUAAAAUACAAGAGGGAAAGCAACUGGCGAAAUUGGCAGAUAAAUUUAGAAUUAAAAGGCGGGGUAAAGAAACCAGGUGUUAGAUGAACCUUCCCAGGAGCCACCAUCAAAAAGGCCCUCUCCCUGCUAUAACCUAUCUCACUUCAGAUAGUUUGGGGGCUGGUCUUGGAGGAGGCGAUCCCUUCAGGUAUGGAAAGACUGGCAGGGAAUAAAGGAGUGGGGACACCAGGAUGUUUUUGUAGAACAUGUACAAUUCUUAUACAUAUAUAUCACAUGUGAGAGUCAGCGUGGUGUAGUGGUUGAAGUGUUGGAGAAGGACCUGGGAGACCAGGGUUCAAAUCCCCACAUUGCCAUGAAUGAGGCUCCCUGGGUGACCUUGGACCAGUCACUAACUUGCCUCACACGAUUGUAAAAUGGGGAAGUCUGUAUGCCACCAUGAGCUUCCAGGAGGAAAAUAAAUGUAAUGAAUAAACAUGCAAACACCCUCCCCCCCCAAAAAAUAAAAGCCAUGGUAGCAUGCUAGCAAUAGAACAAAAUCAGCUCCCUCAAUCAAUAGCCCAGCUGGUAGAGCAUGAGACUCUUAUUCUCAGGCUCUUAUUCAAGCCCUACAUUGGGCAAAUAAUUCCUGCAUUGCAAGCGUUUGGAAUAGAUGACCCACAUGAUCGCUUCUAACCCUACAAUUCUAUGAUUUUGUGAUCAAGGCUGGGGUGGAGGGAGGUAAGUCUAUCCCUGGCACUGAAAGAUGGCACAGCAGACCUAACCCGUCAAUGUCUUCUGUGCAUCCAGGGCGAUCCUUCCUCAUCUGUCUUCUCCCCUGCCUCCUAGGAAAAUACAUUGCCAAGUAUGCAGAGUGUGGCUUCAAGACCAUCUGGUUCGCCAGCGCCUUCAAGGGCACGACGGGCCCCGCUCAGGCUUGGACACCCUUAAACAACCACCUGCAGAAUCACCUGAGGUGGCUGAAGGUCAUCCAGUCCAUGUCGAAGACGCCCUCCAUCCGGUUCCAGGGCAUCGUCCUCACCGGGUGGCAAAGGCAAGUCCAGGGAGGGAGCUCCGCCAUGGGGUGGGAGGGACCUCAGGCCCUCCAGGCAUCUGUGUCUGGCCCUGUUGACUCUCCCUGGGCCACACCCUGUCUGUAGGACACAGCCUUUCUCUCACCUGUCUUCCUCCACUGGACCUCCUUGAGUGCUUUUACUUUGCUGGAAUACAUCCUCGAACCCUGAUAGGUCAACAUUCACAGCACACAUGUAAAGCUCUGUUGGUAGAGUAUGAGACUCUUAAUCUCAGGGUUGUGGGUUCGAGCCCCAUGUUGGGCAAAAUAUUCCUGCAUUGCAGGGGGUUGGACUAGAUGACCCUCGUGGUCCCUUCCAGUUCUUCAGUUCUGCGAUUCUAUGAUUUUAUGAUCUACAGUGGUACCUCUGGAUGCGAACGGGAUCCGUUCCUGAGCCCCGUUCGCAUCCUGAAGCGAACGCAACUGGCGUCCGCGUGUCUGCGCAGGUCGCAAUUCGCCACUUCCGUGCAUGCGCGUGACGUCAUUUUGAGUUUCUGCGCAUGCACGAGUGGUGCAGACACUCAAAAUGACACACUCCAUUAUUUCUGGGUCGCCGCGGAGCGCAACCCGAAGCUACUUCAACCCAAGGUGUGACUGUAACUUCAAACAGUCAUGGCUUCCCCCCCAAAGGAUUCUGGGAGCUGUAGUUUGUUAAGGGUGCUGAAAGUUGAUGGGAGACCCCUCUAAUUCCCCUCGCAGAACUACAAUUCCAGGUGAUUUAACAAUCAACCCCCCCCUCACUAAUAACUCUAAUUCCCCACAUCCAGGGCCUGUGUAUUACUAUUUAGUGGGGAAGGGAAAGCACUCUGUUCAUGUUCAGAGGCAAGUUGUUUAUUCCAACAGGGAGCUGCUUCCUACUGAGCCAGACCUUCAGGGUUUCUCUUCCAGCCCUACUGGGAGUUUCCAGGUAUUGAAUCUGGCACCUUCUUAUAGAAUGGCUUUCUCAGAGAAUCAUAGAGCUGGAAGGGACUCUAUGAUUAUAAUCUAGUCCAACCCCCUGCAAAUCUAGUCCUUAGGGGCCCUUAGGGGAUCAAACUUGCAACUUCGCCAUUGUCAGCACCACUUCUGCUUUCAAAGCAGUUGCUCUACCACUUCCCUAUAGUCCUUCCCUUUAAAAUACAGUAGGAUUCCAGUCUACAUUGUUCUGAAUAUAGGACUGGCUUAAAUAAUAACACAGGAAGUUGCCUUAUACCAAGUCAGACCCUUGGUCCCUCUAGCUUGGUAUUGCCUACACUGACUGGCAACAGGUUUCCAGGUGGGGGUCUUUCCCAGCCCUACCUGGAGAUGUCAGGGACUCCAUCUGGGGCCUUCCGCAUGCAAGGCAGGUACUCUACCACUGAACUACAACCCAUCUCAGAGAAUCCUGAGCUACCAAAGGAAAUAGAGGCUGUUGUUUCUGUGAGCUUUCUGUGGAUUCCCAAUGAAAUGUGGCACCAGGAGGGUCGUGGUGAUAAAUAAUGGGGGGCUCCCACCCAAAAGGUAUCGACUGGCCUCUCUCCUCUCCCUUUGCAGGUAUGAUCACUAUUCAGCUCUGUGUGAGCUCCUGCCUGUGGGGAUCCCAUCGCUGGCUGUGUGUCUGCAGACUUUGGUGAAUGGUGAGGGGACCUGGCUGGGGAGCUGUGCAGCGGGAGGGGGUGUCUGUAGGAAAGGCAGGACGAUGGGUGGAGUAUAAGUGUUGCAGUCGCAUCUCAUGCGCAUUUAACUUGUGUGAUUUCAACCGCGCGUGUGUGGUUGAAGGCAGACUGGCCGAAACUGCGCAGAUUAAAUAUAAGCAACGGGUUGGGUUUAUUUGGCUCAGAAAGAGCUUUUCAGCUCUCUCCUUUGCUUGGAACGGGGGGCGGGGUUAAGUCCCAGUCAGCAUGCCAGCUCUUGCGAGAUCUCACAGGGUCAUCUGAGUUCCUGCGAGAUCUUGCACAAGCAUCUCUAGCGUUCCAGAGCCAAUGCACUGAGCGGGCCUUUCCUCCCAAGCAAGGCAGAGAACUUAACAGCUCUAUUUGCAUGAGGUCUGCUUGGGGUUAAAGGUAAAGGUAAAGGGACCCCUGACCAUUAGGUCCAGUCGUGGCCGACUCUGGGGUUGCGGCGCUCAUCUUGCUUUAUUGGCCGAGGGAGCCAGCGUACAGCUUCCGGGUCAUGUGGCCAGCAUGACUAAGCCGCUUCUGGCGAACCAGAGCAGAGCACAGAAACGCUGUUUACCUUCCCGCCGGAGCGGUACCUAUUUAUCUACUUGAACUUUGAGGUGCUUUCGAACUGCUAGGUUGGCAGGAGCAGGGACUGAGCAACGGGAGCUCUGCCCGUCGCGGGGAUUCAAACUGCUGACCUUCUGAUCGGCAAGUCCUAGGCUCUGUGGUUUAACCCACAUCGCCACCCACGUACCUGGCACAAAAGAGCUGCUAGGCAAGGCUCUGGAAGUAUGGGGGAUUCCCUCUCUUUCCCCUCACUUAUUAGCUGUGUGGGCACCUCCAACAUUUGGGGUAUUUGCUAUUUUUGUGUAUAUGCAGAACCCUUGGCACCAAACCCCUGUGUAAGAUUUGAUUGCAGUGUAUUAAGUGUCUCUCACUCCUUCCUUUACCUUUAAUCUCAGUGCCAAUCAGCUAGUGUUGAACCAGCAGCGGAGCAGCGUAGUCUUCUUUCUUGCCCAUAAGUCACAGAGGACUAGCAGCUUAAAGUUCCCAUUUACAUCACCCAGUUUAGAACCCCAAGUUGCUCUGCAUGGAAGCACUUGCUUCAAUGGAAACUCAGCUGGGCAAAAUAUCCACUAACACAUCCCCUCUCCCGCACCCCAAAUUCUCUUGCCACAGGGGGAUUUACAGAAGCUACCAAGAAGAAGGUUCUGUCCAUGCUUGGCUUCGAGAACAUGCAGUUGGAGAAGAGCAUAUGGUGUGUAGGGGGUUGAAUGGGGCAGGGAUGUCACCUGGUGAUAGGGUGGAGGCAGUUUUCGAGUGGUUGAGUUUCUUGUACCAAGCAGUUGCUGGGCUACUUGUGGAUAGCCAGUGAAGCUGAACGUUGGACGAUUCAGGCCAGGUAAAAGGAAGGACUUCUCCACACAGCAUGUAGUUAAACUGUGGAACUCACUCCCACAGGAGGCAGUGAUAGCUGUUAACCUAGAUCUGGGGUCGGCAACCCUCCGGAGCCGCAUGUGGCUCUUUUACACCUUUGCCGUGGCUCCGGGGCGGAUACUAGCGAGGGGAGGAGGCGCAUUGUGCGCCCCGACACUCCCCACUGUGGCUGGCGCUGUACUGGCUGUGACGUCGCAUGGGGGCGGUGCGUGCGUUAGUCAUGCACCGUCCCUACGUCACCUUCCCGCCCGCCAGCCCGCUACAUUGUAAGGGGCAUGCACGCUGGUUACUGCAUUGAAAGGGGGCAUGUACGCUGGUCACUGUUUUGAAGGGGAGUGAAGAACACACACACACAAAAAGGUAACUUGUUAAUUUAAUGUUUAUUUCUAUGAGGAGGAGUAAUUCUGAGGGGUCAAACAAAGAAAUAAUAAAAAAAAAGUGACAAAAAAGUUAUUUUAUAAUGACGAGUUUUGCGGCUCCCAGUUUUUUUUUCUUCGGAAACGGGUCCAAGUGGCUCUUUUUGUCUUGAAGGUUGCAGACCCCUGACCUAGAUGGCUUUAAACGGGGUGGACUUUGGUAAUAUGGCGCUUUGAGCAGGGACCAAAUCCCCCCCCCCAUAUUUCUUAUUUUCACAAUAAUUUAUUUUGGUACAGUUGCUUUUAAAAUGGAUGUUUUUGGGAGGUACCCAUUUACAGUAAAUAUAGGUCUUACUAUUCAUCAGCAGCAGCAUUAUUUCCUAAAUCUGGCACAGCUUUAAAAGAGGAUUGGACAAAUUCAUGCAGGCAGAGACUAUUAACGGCUAGCAGCCAAGAUUGCUAUACUCUGCCUCCACAUUUGAAGACAGCAAUGCUUAUGAGUACCAUUUGCUGGAAACCAGAGGGGAGAAUACUCCUGUACUUGAAUCCUGCUUGCUGGUUUCCCACUGAAGCAUCUGGUUGGCCACGAUGAGAACAGGAUGUUGGACUGGAUGGGCCACUGGUUUGCUCCAGCAGGCUCUUCUAAUGUUCUUAUGUGAGCAAGUGCGUAGAGAUUUAGCUGGGGGCGAGCUGGCAGCCAUUUGUACACAUCUAACUCAGCAUCUGUGGUGCUUCAACAUUUCUUCCCCCCCCCCCCCCGCCCUUCCUGUGUUUUUCAUUAGUGAUGGCAAUGGGGCAUUUCCAGGUUCUGAUAUCUACCGUAUGGUGGAACAGGUCACGGGGCAGCUAAGAGACUCCGUUAUCAAAGUCCUGGAAGAAGAGAGGUAAGGAGAUCUGGAAUGGUGGCAGGGAGGCUCUGCAGACAUGUGUGUGUGCAUGUCAGGAUGAAACCAAAGUUCCUUCCACCGCCAUAAAAUAAUAAAUAAAUCUAAAUGCAUCUAUUUAACAAAAUCUACAUGUCCCUUGAUUAUAAUAAAGCUUCAAAAUAGCUUACGUAAAAGAAAAAUAAUCAAUGAAUGACAGUCUAAAAAGCAGGUAUUUAAAAAGCAUUGAAACCAACAACAAGCAACAAUAAUCUAAAAAUGGAUUAAGACACAUGUGACUUUUGCCAGGAUCGCUUUGCUUAAACAAAGAAAAUAAUGUUUAAGUAGGUAGUGGAAAGCACAUGUAAAGCAUAGGACUUUCCCCCAAAGAAUCCUGGGAACUGUACUUUACCCCUCACAGCACCCUUAUCAAACUACAGUUCCCAAGAUUCCUUGGAAGAAACCAUGCACUUAAAAUGUACAGGGAGGCUGUGAUGCAAGGCAGCUUUUCCCUUAAAUUUGCCCCCCCCCCCACGGUGCUGGUCUAAAUGGAAAGUGUGGGUGGGGGGGUAGCAGCGCCUGUGUUGCAAGUAGUUUGGGGACAGAAAACCUUUUGGGAUGGCACGAUAUAGUAUUCCUUACCUUCACAAACGACCUUUUCAGAAUUGUCCCAUAGCCAACCUGUGUUCUAUCCCGCCUUACAAAUGAGGUGGAUGUUCAUUGGCGCUCCCAAGUUGACAACAAAAACUAGGAAAUCUGUCUGCUGUCCAGGAUUCUUGUUUACUGAAGCAGGAUGCAGAGGGAGCUGACAGCAGGAGAAGGCGGUUGGAAAAUGGGGAGAACGGAAGAACACAACAUUUGCUCAAAAUCACAACAGUGUGUGCUCAUGGGGGAUAAAGCAGCUAUCCGUGGCUACUAGCCACGACGGCUGUGCUCUACCUCCACUAGUGGAGACAGGAUGCUUCACAAUACCAGGUACCAGGAAUUGCAAGAGGGCAGAGGGCUGCUGCGCUCAGGACUUGCUUGUGGGUUUCCCCAAAGAGGCAUCUCACUGGCCUCUGGGGCUAAAUGAGCCGGCACUUCAUCCAGCAGGACUAUUCUUAACAUUUUUUUUUUUAAGUAAUUUUUAUUAGUUUUCAAAUUACUAUGGAAACACAGAGACAAGUAAACAAGAACAAAAAAAUCCAUAGUAACUCCAGCUAACGGCAGGGCAUUCGAAACCUAAACAUGUUAAAUAAUAACACCCAGUCUAAAAUAACGGCAGUCAUAUUUCUUUAGACAGCGUGGGGAGAGAAACCUGUAACCCUGAAACUUAACUAUAUGAAAUAAAAUUCCACCGUAUGGAAUAGAAGUGAUCAGGAUCUUCCUGUCCCUUAGAGACCCAGAACUUAUGUGGCAUUUCUUCUGCAAUAACUAAAUUCAAUAUAUUUUUGUACUCUUAAUGAGAUAGGUUUUAAAAAUGAUUUCCACUGUUGUGCUGUAGAGUUCCUGUCAAAAGAUCCUUUUGGCAAAAUGUCUUUGUAGUUCACAUAUUUCGUUAGGGAUAAAUGGAGGGAAUUUUGAAAGUGUGUUUAAAUAACCUUUGAUAUCUCCUGAUAAGUUUCAUUGUGGAAUGAAGCAAGGGUAUUCACAUCAUAGAUUGGUGGGGGGAGUCCCUUUGUCCCCACAACCUCUCCAACAGUUCUGUGAUGUAUUAGAAGAAAUAUGGGAACAUUGAACAGGCGUCUUACAUUCUUAACUGUUUUUAGCCUUAAUUUUAAGGUUCGCCCUAAUUAAUUACUUUCCCUUACGGCUGCUGCAUACCUGCACGGCCCCUUAAAUAAAAAGAGCUGCAGAUAAGGAAAGUAAUAGUCCUACUCUAUUCUGCCUUGGUGAGACCCCACCUGGAACGCUGUGUCCAGUUCUGGGCACCACAGUUUAAGAAGAAUAUUGACAAGCAGGAACCGUCUGCAGAGGAGGGUGACCGAGAUGCUCAAGGGUCUGGAAGCCAAGCCUUGUUUAUGUGGAACAGUUGAGGGAAUUGGGGAUGUUUUGCCUGGAGGAGAGAAGACUGAGAGGUAAUAUCACAGCCAUCUUCAGAUAUCUAAUGGGUGGUCCCAUGGAAGAUGGAGCAUUGGCUUCCAGUACGUUUCCGAGCACAAUUCAAAGUGUUGGUGCUGACCUUUAAAGCCCUAAACGGCCUCAGUCCAGUAUACCUGAAGGAGUGUCUCCACCCCCGUCGUUCUGCCCGGACAUGGAGGUCCAGUGCUGAGGGCCUUCUGGCGGUUCCCUCACUGCAAGAAGCCAAGUUACAGGGAACCAGGCAGAGGGCCUUCUCAGUAGUGGCACCCGCCCUGUGGAACGUCCUCCCACCAGAUGUCAAAGAGAAGAACAACUACCGGACUUUUAGAAGACAUCUGAAGGCAGCCCUCUUUAGGGAAGAUUUUAAUGUUUAACACAUUACUGUAUUUUAAUACUUUGUUGGAAGCCUCCCAGAGUGGCUGGGGAAACCCAGCCAGAUGGGCGGGGUAUAAAUAAUAAAUUAUUAUUAUUAUAAGCUUGCUUUCUGCUGCUCUGGAGGGUAGGACCUGAACCAGUGGAUUUAAAUGGCAAGAAAGAAGAUGCCGACUAAACAAUAGGAAGAGCUUUUUGACUGUAAGAGCUGUUUUGACAGUGGUUGGAUGUUCAUCUGUCAGGGAUUCUGGAGCUAGGAGUCCUGCAUUGCAAGGAGUUGGACUAGAUGCCCCUUGAGGUCCCUUCCAACUAUGCAGUUCUUCUUAAUCCUCUGGAUGCGAUUUUAGGGUGUGUAGGACACAGCAGGAACUGUGGAAUAUCCUGCUGGGUUGAGGGAAGAGAGGAAGCAGAGCCUGUGUUACCCAGAGUUCCUGUUCUAAAUAUAAAAGGAAGCAAACAAACCUUUAAAACAAUCAGUUAGCUUCCUUUCCUGGAACAAGCUGUCUCAGCCUUCACACACUGCUGUUUGCUUUGCUUCUUAAGUCGUACCUAUUUAUACAUAUUGAUAGCACAAUUACAAUGUAAUAACAUUCUAGUUCUGAAACUGACAAUUAAAAGUCCAUACUGGCGGUCCGAUCCCCGGGAAUGUUUAUAUGGAAGGCAGGCUGAGACCCUUCUUGCCCUGGAUUGCAGGCCUUCUUUAGACAUUGGCCAGAGUCAACAGAAGAUGAUCUGGAACUGUUUUGCUAGCCUUCCAGCCAGAGAACAACAGGAAAUUUUAAGUGGAGCCACUAAACUGCAGGAAAAGCUGGGCAACAAAGAUCAGGAUAGAAGUUCAGGGAAGAGUUGUAAAUCAAGCAUCCCCAAAGGUGAGAAGAGGGUAGCAGUGCAGCAUUCAGGUUCAAAGAUGCAAAGCUUCAAACUCAACCUCCUUUAGAAUAUAGGUCAGCAAAACAAACCAGAUAAUGCAACUGGCUAAGAUAAAUGGAAAGACAUUGUUUUGGGAGCUGUACAAUUGCGCUUUGGUGGAAUAGCGCAACUAACGCAUGUGUGCAGACUCCAAGUCAGUAGCCACACACACACAAGGAGGGUGCUAAAAUGGUGGUGGUAAGCACCUGUCAAGACAGGGGUGUGUGUGUCAAAAGGGCGGGGUUGCAACACUGUCUCACCCUGUGAGCAGAACAUAGAGAUGUACACCCCCCCCAAAAAAGUGGUGUAUACCCUUAAGUGCAGACCAGGGUGGUCCAACAUGUGGCCCUUGAAGCCUUUUUGGUGGCCCUCAGCAACAUUUGACCACCACCCCAGCCCUCACGGUGCCUUCCCAAAGCUGGUAGGUGAGGCACAUUCCCAAAGCCUAGUUAGUGCUUUCCCAGAUUUGGGAAGGAGGUGGGGAGAACUUUAGGAUGUUGCCAGAGCUUCGUGCCUCCUUCCCAAAGCCCAGCAUCUUGCAUACCUUUGGGAAGGCAGUACAAAGACUGUGUGUGUGUGUGUGUGUGUGUGUGUCAAAUUUUGGCCUUGGUCUCCCCCCCCCCUUUGCUGAGCCCUUUGUCUGGAAGCACCUCAACAGCCAUGUGGACCCACUGUUUUACUUCUGCUUCCAGGGACUGCAGAAAAUUAGACAAGGAAACUGCCUUAGUCUGACCAAUUGGUCAGUCUAGCACAGUACUGUUGGCAGUUGCUCUGCCGCUAAGCUGUGGCACUUUCCCUGUUUUGCUUUUAGCCUUAAUGUAUCAGCAACCCACAUUUCUCACCCCCAGAAGAAAUAGUGUUAGGUAAAGACAUCCGCCAUCUUGAAAACACUCCCCUCCUCGUAGGGGGAGAAACUAAAUUAGACCAGUAAUAAAGGGGAUUUUGGCUGCUGUUUAAAGGAUGCAUUUUUAGUGUCCCUGAUGCUGCUGAGUUAGGAGUCAUGGAAGUUUCAUUGCCUGAGUCAUAGAAUCAUACAGUUAGAAGGGACCUUGAGGAUAAUCUAGUCCAACCCCCUGCAUCGUUGGAAUAUGCAGCUGUUCCUUAUGGGGAUUGAAACUACAACCUUGGCAUUAUUGGCACCACUCUCUAGCCAACUGAGCUAUCAUAGCAUUGAGUGUUUUGAUGCAAUUGCCAGGUCGGUCUUUGUUUGGCUGCUUAAUGGGGUUUCUCUUUCUUUCUUCUCUCCCUGUGCACGACAGCUCUGUCAAGGGAUGGUUCAGUCCUUACCAUCGGAAGCACCAGUUUGGAAACCCUCGUAACCUGGAGAGCUUUGGUAGCAAAGUUCUCAAGUGAGUGAGCACACCCACCCUGCAAGUGAUUGAGGGGUGGGGUGGGAAGGCAAGGGGGUGGGGGCUCAGUCCUUUAUUUAUUUAUUUAUUUAUUUACUUACUGUGAGGUAGGUUAGGCUGAGAGUGAGUGACAGUCCCAAGGUCACUUAGUAAGCCUCAUGGCUGAGUGUAGAUUUGAACCCUGGUCUCUUCCAGGUCCUAGUCCAACACUAGCCACGACACUAUAUAAACCGAGACCUCUCUUGACUAGGAACAGGCAAAUCUGUCAAUCACAGUUUCUCUCAGUUUCUCAUUUAUCUGUGUUCAGUUUCCACAUCAGUUCACGAAUUCUUUUUCUUUUAAUGUCCCUAUGAAAAUCCACUAGUGUUUCAGUGCAAACUUCAUCUAAAAUAUACUUAAUACAUUUCUGUAUGUUAUUUUCAGUAAUUAUAUGCCUUUUUAUGCACACUUUACCCUAGUUAGUACAUGCACAUUUUUGUACAUGUUACUUGACUUUUGUACAUGUUACUUGACAUUGCUAAAUUCAGAGAAGCAAACAUUGCAAAGGAUGGUCAUGCUUCUGUCCGCAUAUAGUUACAGGAAGUGAGAAUUAGGUAGAGUCACCUUUCUAUGUGAACUGAGUCACAUUCCUUCGCCAUUCCUAACUAUUGAGUACCAGCUGGGGAAGUUGCGUGUGUUUUAUGAGUACAUGGUCAUUUGCCAUUGCAAACAGACAGGAAGGGACAUUGCAUUCUAGGUCAGCCUUUGCCAGCCUGGUGCCCUCCAAAUGUCUUUGACUACAACUCCCAUCAGCCCCAACUGGUGCAGAUGGUUUGGAUGCUGGUCCAAAUCUUUGAGAGGGCAGAUGUUUGGCAAAAGGUUGUUUUUUUGCAGCUGAACUUGGACAUUUUUCACAAUAAUCUUUAUAUAGAGGAUGCUAGGUAAUGCACUGAGCAUUGUCUUCUGUAGCCGUUUUACAUAAAUGCUGCUCCAAAGGUAGUUUCUUACCGUGGCCAUUAGGGCUGGGCGAUAGGUUUUCAGCUUCGUGAUAUAUCACCAGCUAAAUAUCACAAUAUAUUGAUAUAUCACGAUGUCUGAAAUAAGGAUGGAGCUAUGUAGAAGCAUUGGCUGGCUUCACUGUCAUUCCCACAUUGUGAUUUUUGUACAGCACACACAUACAUCAUGAUUCACUAUAUAUUGCCAGGAUAUAUAUAUAUCUCACCCAGCCCUAGUGGCUAUCCAGAAAGGCAGAAGGAAGAGCACUAAGCCUUAACUCUGUAAAAGCAAUACUACCCAGAGCCAAAGCAAUCAAUUCUGAAUUGCUUUUUGAUGAUCUGUAUUAAUACAGGGAUAUAGCCUAGAAAGUCUCAAGGAAUGGAGAGUUAACGUAUCAGUCAAAGAAGCUCUCUCAUACACAGAAAAACUCUGCCUGCCAUUUAGACGCUGAGUGGACUGAACAUGUGAAGAUGACCCAUUUGCCCAUCUAGCUCAGCCCUCUCCUUUGUCUGGGGGGCAGCAGCAUCUAUCCAUGGCAUCUGGGGAGGGGGUACCUCCCCAUCCACGUGCUUCCUGGUACAGUGGUACCUCGGGUUACAGACGCUUCAGGUUACAGACUCCGCUAACCCAGAAAUAGUACCUCAGGUUAAGAACUUUGCUUCAGGAUGAGAACAGAAAUCGUGCUCCGGCAGCAGCAGGAGGCCCCAUUAGCUAAAGUGGUGCUUCAGGUUAAGAACAGUUUCAGGUUAAGAACGGAUCUCCAGAACAAAUUAAGUUCUUAACCAGAGGUACCACUGUAUUGGAAAUCCUUAACUGAAGAGGCCAGCUGGGAGUUGAACCCAGUGCCCUUCCCUUGCCAAGCCUUUGAGCAUUGUGCCACACGUUCCCCGGGGGGGGGGGCAUUCCACGCCACCAUCCUUCUUUCCUGACUCUCUUGGGCUCUUUCCCCCCACCCCAGAGUCCACGAGGACUGGGAGAAUUUUGUCCAGAGCUUCCGCUCCCGCAUGGAGAGCAUCUACUUCCCAGACACGGUGGAGGAAUGGAUGGAGGAGAACGUCAACCCCUACCUGGACCGGUUGCGCGAGUUUGUCCGGGACUUCAGGGAAGUCAUCCGCCUCAACGCCCGGCCCAAGGCCCUGUAG